CAUUGUGCAAAUUUAUUAUAAAGGCUCCAAUACAGAGCGGCACAAAGCACUUAUGCACAUCCCGUGUGCAGAAUGAUGUGCUUGAAGCAACACAGAGUAACAGCGCGUGGCGCUCUUAUGCGGCAGUUUAUUGACCAUAUUCUUUGAACAGUUUUAAUUUAAGUUACUGUGUCUGUGAAGAACGAUUCAUAGCACUCUAUUCUCCAGUGCUGUGAUCUAACGGACACCGUUUGAGAUGUGUGCGCACUGUUUGCAAGGCUUUAAACAUAAGCAAAUUAUAAACUUUCGUGAAGAUUCAGCAGUUCCAUCUACUGUCCCGAGUUUCUUUCACAAGUUCUGAAAGGUAGUUUAAAUGAGAAUGCAUGCGUUGGCGAUAAUGCAUAGACUGAUAUUGUGUGAAAAUGUGGAGAAUGUUAAAACAAAGGUGCCUCUAUAAAUAGCCCACAGGUAUCGAUUUUUUACGCAUUGCAUCGAUGCAUCGGAUCGUUAGACAUUAGAUCGAUGUAUCGAUAUAUAUCGAUGUAUUGUUACACCCCUACUAUUAACCACACAGAAACACAUGACUGCCUCAGCGUAUAUUGUAUAAGCUUUAUAUGCAUUCAUAAGACUACUUAGCCUACUGACCUUGUGUAAACUUAAAAAAAAAAAAAAAAAAAAAAUGUGUUAACCUGAAAUGAUGACUCUGAAGACUUUAAACUUUAUAAUCAUUUUAUUGACCACAGUCACUGUAGCCUAAAACUAAAACAAAUCAAGUGACUAACAGAUACAUCAAAUAGAAUAGCGAAUGUUAGCUAAUAAUAGUUAUCGCUAGAAAGAUUGCUUGGAGCUUUUUACAACGAGCUAGCAAGCACAUUCACACAAAAGAAACGUUAAACAACUUAAACAAUACACUUACAUUCAUAUACAAUACAUAUCUCUUAUUGUUUUUCCGGAAAUAUCCCACUCGAUUUGAGCAAAUCAGGUAAAGAGGUUGAAAAACACCUAUUCCCGUGUGACAACACCCCAAAGGUGGGCGAAAUAGUACUUUCGAUUUGGAAUGUGAUUGUAAGGAUUAUACCAUACUGAUUCAGCGGGAUUUGAAGUCUAGAAUGCCGCUGCAUGUGCAAUAGGAGUCGUUAUCGCUGGUUAGAAGAACGACGUCUGACAUAUUUAACUAAAGCGAAGUCUAUGGUUCUUGCACGCAGGUCCAGACGUGACUUCAAAUGUCAUAUCACAAAAACAAGAAUGGGUCUUUCACAGAGCGGACACAUUCAUGAUACUUCGAGGGAUUUUGAACCCAGAUCAGACUCGUGCACAGUUCUGCAGGCAGAUGUUCCAGAUGUUCCUCUAGCUGUGGUUGAGGAGAUCCUACUGAACCUGCCUGCACAUCAGGUGGUGCGAGUCUGUCGGCUGGUGUGUCGUGAGUGGAAGGAGCUGGUGGACAGUGCUUCACACUGGAGAGAGCGCUGUCGGAGAGAGGAGAUCCAGCCCUGUGAUGCUUCCAGAACCCCAGAGGACUGGCGCCUGUUUUACUUUCUUGCUAAGAAACGACGGAACUUGCUCAAGAAUCCCAGAGCGGAAGAUGAGUUCAAUGGAUGGACGAUUGUACAGAAUGGUGGUGACUACUGGACAGUGGAAGAUAAUUCUACAGAAAUCCCAAAUCACACAGUCCCAAAAUACUUUGUCACCUCUUACCAUUUAUGUUUGAAGCAGCAGCUGAUUGAUUUGAAGAAAGAAGGUUAUAAUGCUGCUUUCAUGGAUCAAGUGCAACCUCAUAUCAAAAUAUCAGACUGGUAUGCCCCGCGCUGUGAUUGUGGGAGUGAGUAUCAGAUCUGUGUAGAGUUGCUUGAUCAGAAGAAGAAACCCAUCAGCACCUUUGAGCCUGAGAAAGUUUUCUUUCAACAGUGGAACGAUCAGCAGUGGUGUGAAAUGACUCACGUCUUUAAGGAUUACGGACCUGGGGUUCGGUUUAUCUGUUUCACUCACGGUGGGAAGGAUACACAGUUCUGGGCAGGCUGGUAUGGAAUACGAGUCACUAACAGUAGCGUGGAGAUCUGUCCAGUAGAGUAGGGUUCGAGUCCAACUUAUUAGAGUCCUAGUCAAGUCCAAAAGGGGCCGAGUCGGACUCAAAUGCGAGUCGAAAAGAGCUCGAGUUCAACUAAAUAUUUCUGUAAGUCAUUAAGUUAUCAGGGAAUGCCCUGAUAUGAAAAUUUUGGCCAAUACGAUAACCGAUAAUUCUUUAUAUUUGAAAGCCAAUAACCGAUAAACUUAUAUCUGCUUAUAUCUAAACUUAUAAUAUAAUGUUAUAUCUGCACAAAUGACUCGAAUGCACAAGUGAACUUGAACUACGAUACAUGCUAGUCAGAAUGUGGAUGUGCUCUUCCCGGAUAUGCGCUGAAAGAUAGCAACUAAACCCAAAGUCGAAAAUGCAUUCAGGUGUAUGCAAUGUUUCAGACAGUGUGCAAGUAACCUACUGAAUUCAGUUACCUUUUGCAUAUUAUUGCUUUUGACAAUGUAAAAUCACUUAAAACUGGCAAGAUUUAAAAACACAAACACUUUUUUUGAGAGUAAAAAUGCAUCCGAGUCCAUGACAAGUUGGACUCGAGUCCGAGCUCACGUACCCCUACUCUGCUGUCCAGAUGCAGAGAGGUAGUAUUUUCCUGUUUGAAUUUGUUGUUAUGAGAAACGCUGUAUACAUAACAGUUACCUUAAAAGCCUUAUAAUUAUAAGUGCAUCUCUUAUUGUUGUACAUAAUUUGAAGACUGUCAUAACCAUUCUGUAUUUGUAUUUAUUUGUUCACUACGUAUAAAUAAGUAUUUAGCUGUUUAUAUGUAAAAAGGGCCAUGUUUGAAAAGUAACAUCAGAAAAUGUGAUUUUGACCAUUUUUCCUCUAUGCCAAAGUAAUAAAACCAUGUAUAUUUUUUGACACCA
Molecule: messenger RNA, 2910 nt
Organism: Megalobrama amblycephala (Wuchang bream)
Lineage: Eukaryota; Metazoa; Chordata; Actinopteri; Cypriniformes; Xenocyprididae
Product: F-box only protein 44-like
Exons: 7
Coding region: 1099-2049 (316 amino acids)
Biological process (GO): glycoprotein catabolic process; SCF-dependent proteasomal ubiquitin-dependent protein catabolic process
Cellular component (GO): cytoplasm; SCF ubiquitin ligase complex
Molecular function (GO): protein binding; ubiquitin protein ligase activity
Source: RefSeq, a predicted model, not a curated record